Messenger RNA from Venturia canescens, 3433 nucleotides. Its product is annotated as telomerase reverse transcriptase-like. Bases 492 to 2921 code for a protein of 809 amino acids. The transcript is spliced from 11 exons. The record is from RefSeq and is a predicted model, not a curated record. Gene Ontology annotation, cellular component: telomerase catalytic core complex. Gene Ontology annotation, molecular function: telomeric repeat DNA binding; telomerase RNA binding. NCBI's taxonomy places the organism in Eukaryota, Metazoa, Arthropoda, Insecta, Hymenoptera, Ichneumonidae. Gene Ontology annotation, biological process: telomere maintenance via telomerase.
CCGAGAUUUUUGGUCGAAUGAUCACUUUUUUUAUGUAUAACUGUGACAAAUAAAUACCUGGUUCUGUGUGGGCGGAACUUGGAUUCAUGGCUGACGGGACUUCCCCGUUCCUUGUCUGGUUAAGAUAUUUAUUCAAUUUCUAUUCAUUGUUAUCCGAGGCCUUGAGAGAUUCGACCGCAAAGAUAAUAAAACACGCGCGCGUUACAAUAAUAGUUUCUAGAGCAUCCCGACAGAUGCAUUGGUGACCCAUAAUUUUUUUCCCGCUACUAUUUUGGCGGGUUUUUGUGCGAUAUAGUCCGAACCGAGCGGAAGCGGAAAAGAAAGAGUUAUUUUGGCGCGUAACCUCUGCCUGGUAGCACGCGCCAAGCAUAGGUUAGCUUGGACUACUAGGCUGUAUUGAUAAAAGUGUGAAGAACAGCGGGAUAACAAAAGUAUUAUUAUUGUUGAAAGUGCAAAGCUUUCUCGGAAUAUCCUGAAAACAACAACGCAAAAUGAUGAAGGAUCAAGUCCGCUGGUCAAUGAUCGAAUCACGAUACGGCGACCCAGUAGUCCGCUAUUUGAAAGAUGAAGAUGUACAGCUAAACAAAUUAGCCCCUAAUGUUUACAUGGUUUCGAAUGUUAAUAUCCUCAAACAAUGUGCCAAAAUUGUCCCAAUUUCCUACGACGAAUGUUCAAGUUCAGGGGAGCCAUCAAAGAAAAAACAGAAAAUCAAUCAUUCGCCAGUAUCACAAAUUGAAAGCAACUGCUACGAUUUUCCAGAAAAUCUAAAGAGAAUUGUCAACAUCGACUUUGAAAAAUCUCCACCCAAAAAAGACAUGUCUGAGGUUCAAGUAAAAAAUUUAUCAGUCGAGGUAAACUUGCUUAUCUGUCUCGAUCUGCUUUACACCCAAAAGGAUAGAAUGCCAGAGUUGAGCUUCCUUAGUUCGAAAAAUCUUCGUCCAUCGUGGGAUCAUGAAAAAGUGUUCCAUUGUAUGAUGGAAACUCAUGUAGGACGCCAGAAAGAAACGAAAUACAGUGCCUGUUUUAAAGAGCUAAAGCCUAUUUUGGAAAACUUUCAUAAAAGACACAAGAAAUUCAACCACGUCUCUUGUCUUGAAACCGUAAUGACAGAGACAAAUUCAUCUGAAAAUAAUGAUCAUAACGUUUCCAUCAAUCAGUUGCAAAAAUAUUUUUAUCUCGUUACUGCUUGUGUCAUUCCUAAACAACUGUUUGGUAACAAUCGCAAUCUGAAGAAACUGAGGCAAGGAUUGAAAAAAUAUUUUCUUUCCUCGUGGAAAGAAAACCUAUCUCUCAAAAGUUAUGUGACAGGGAUGAAUAUUUCCUGCAUUCGUUGGCUGAAAUCGAUACCAGAUGUUGAAACACAGUGGUUGAUAAUUGCAAAAAUUGCAAGAUGGUUGUUCGAAGUCUAUUUCUUGGGAAUAUUAAAAACCGUCUUUAGAGUGCAAAAAGACUUGUAUAGCGAGAAGAAGGUUUUCCUCAGUUCAGCAAGAUGGAAAAAACGGACAUGCCAAUAUGUCAAGACACUGAAGAGGAAGAAGGCGAUAGAGGAAAAAGGUCCUGUCGUUGAAUCCUUACAAAACGAACUUAUAAUUUGUAAUAUUCAUCCAAAGAAAUAUGGUGUACGUUGCGUUUACUCGCUUCCAAAGGGCAUUCGCGAUGAGGUGAUGAUGCUGAAGGCAUUCCUACAACAAUUAUACAGCCAAGAAAACGAGUUGUCAUCGGUUCAGAGAUUGUAUCCCGAGUGGUUAAAUUUGGUGGAAAAAAAACAGCAAGAUCCUGAUCAUCCCUAUUUUCUCGUUUCAUCUGAUAUCACCGAUGCUUAUGGAUCAGUUAUUCAGACGAAAUUAUACGAGAUUGUGCAUGAAAUGAUCAUGAAAAUCCCAGAUGACAGAAUUGCCUUAGAGUGGUUAGCAGUACUGAAACCGAACGUUUCCGAUAUGAAAAACGAAGUUGAAUACAUUCAAUGGUGCAGUUAUUGUUCGUCACUGCCUCAAAUUCCCGCUCACUCGCUAGUCUCACGCGUAGAAGAUGAUGAGCACACGAGGAAAUUUAUAUUCAAAGAAGACAUGUGCUUGCUGUUGAAAAAAUAUAUUCUGCAGCAAAACUUUUCGUACAGAGGCACGAAUUACAGCCUUAAAAAAGGUCUUCCUCAAGGAUUCCCACUGUCGUCAGUAUUAUCGGAUAUUUAUUAUGGUCACAUGAUGAGAGAAGAUUUUGCAAUUACCAGAAACUCUGGUUUGCUUGCAAGAUACGUCGAUGAUUUUUUGUACGUCACUGAUAAAAAAGACGCAGCGAAAGAGUUUAUGGAGAAAAUAAGGCAAGGGGUUCCUGAAUAUCAUUGCCGUUUCAGCAUCUCAAAAACACGAACUAAUUUAAUUUCAUGCCGGUGGGAAUCGACCGAGGACGUUUCCUACCUCGGACACCGCAUUGAUUGCGCGACCUUACAAGUAUCUCCUGUUUUUACGGAUGUGGAUUUUCGUCAUAACAAGUCGAUGCAGUGCGUCAAGUACAAAAACGAACAACAAGCUUUCGUGAUGCGAUUGAGGAAUUUUGCAGCUUUGAAAUUAUCGCCUAUUGUAUUAGACGCAAAAAUAAAUAGUUUCGAAGUGAUUUGCUCGACCGUCGAGUCAGCAGCUUACACAAUGGCGUCACGCAGCGCCGUUCUCAUAUCAAGAGUGUACCCAAAAUGCGAACGUUAUGCCUACGAAAUUUGGGUAGAAAUUCGAAAGGCUGUGAAACUCGUCAUGCGGAACCUUUUUUCAUUUUUGUUCAAAAGUGGGAACAGGCUGGGUGUGGACAAGAUCAGACGCAUCGAAAAGUUAAUCUGGAAAUCUUACCGCAAAGUUUUCGCUAAAAAUGCAAAUUUGCAUAAAUGUUUCGGCAAUUCUAUUCGCGGAGAGAUUAUCAAUCGAUUGACUUAGGCGCUGCCAACUCGUAUCGCUCACAGUUCACAUGUUCACCUUUGAAUUCGUGGUAAAGCUUGGUACAGCUCAAGGCCGUUCGUGCGUUAGGUAGCAACGAUACGCAUGUCAAACGAUCGAAAAGCAUACAAGUGACGGCCUUUGUGGCUUUGCCUUAACAUUUUCGAGGUAGGUGGCAUGAGAAACUUUAGCGCCGACCGCCAAUUGAACAUCGACUGAUUACGAACGUACUUCACACCCUCGGAAGAGGACCGUACUCCCGAGUGAGCUUCAACUCGUCUAUGAGCACAAGAAAAUCAUGCAAAAAGUCUCGACGUGCGAAAAAAGAAGAUAAAAAGAUCGUAUUACGUGAUACUACUCAACUAUUUAUAAAUACUUGAAUAUAUAUUACUUGAGUAUACUUACUUUUUUUCUCGUAGAUUUUAUUUUUGCGAAAAUUUGUUCCUUUUUAAGUUUUUUGUCGCUUUAAUAAUUGAUUUCCACUGUAAUUCUCUGAAAAGUCUCACAUUCAU